Messenger RNA from Chiloscyllium plagiosum (whitespotted bambooshark), 2342 nucleotides. It is a transcript of the gene pick1, whose product is annotated as protein interacting with prkca 1. NCBI's taxonomy places the organism in Eukaryota, Metazoa, Chordata, Chondrichthyes, Orectolobiformes, Hemiscylliidae. Gene Ontology annotation, biological process: intracellular protein transport; positive regulation of receptor internalization; regulation of Arp2/3 complex-mediated actin nucleation. Gene Ontology annotation, molecular function: protein domain specific binding; protein kinase C binding; phospholipid binding. Gene Ontology annotation, cellular component: postsynaptic early endosome; postsynaptic density; neuron projection. The record is from RefSeq and is a predicted model, not a curated record.
UUAAAUUUAAUUAUAGUACAUACUGCUAGGUAGAUCCAAAAAAAUUCAAUAAGGUUGAAUAAGGUUUUCCUUUCAUAAAUCUGUGUUGACUCUCCCAUCACAUUGAGAUUUUCAUAGUUUCCUCUUGUGACUUCUCUCAUCCUGUAAUAGAUUUUUUUUCUCAAGCUCACUGCCAGGUUGAUAGACCCUAGUCUCCUCUCCCUCUCUAUCCUUUCUUGAAAAGUAGAAUUACCAUCCAGUCCCCUCGGACUUUUCAGAAUGAUUACAUCCCGUGCAGCCAUUAUCAAUUUUAAAAUCAGUUGAACUUAUCAAAUAUAGAAAGUUAAGCCCCAUUCAUUUCUCUGGUACCUUUUCUUUGCUAGCUUUAAUCACUCUUAUUAGACCUGUCGCUUCCUGCAAUUUCUCUUAUUGUUUCUGCCUGAUACUGCGAAGAUAGACCUAAAGGAUACGUUUUCAAUGCUCAGUGUAGGUGGUAGUGGAAACCGGUGGACCUGGAAGUUGUCAUCACUGGUUUGCCGAGACCAGGAACAGCGUCAGACUGACAGGAAAUCGAUAAUGUUCAGUGACAUGGAUUUUGAAAUAGAAGAAGAUAAACUGGGUAUUCCGAUUGUGCCUGGGACCGUGACACUUAAAAAGGAUUCUCAGAAUUUAAUUGGGAUCAGCAUUGGAGGAGGGGCUCAGUACUGUCCCUGUUUAUACAUUGUGCAGGUCUUUGACAACACUCCUGCUGCUCUCGAUGGUACACUGGCCGCAGGUGAUGAAAUUGUCGGAGUGACCGGGAAAUCGGUGAAGGGAAAGACGAAAGUCGAGGUGGCCAAGAUGAUUCAAGCUGUGAAGGGAGAAGUUACAAUUCACUACAAUAAACUCCAGGCCGAUCCUAAACAAGGCAAAACUUUGGAUAUUGUUCUGAAGAAAGUCAAACACAGGCUGGUGGAGAAUAUGAGUUCUGGAACAGCUGAUGCUCUGGGUCUGAGCCGAGCCAUUCUGUGUAACGAUGGUCUCGUGAAGAAACUGGAAGAACUGGAGAGGACAGCAGAACUAUACAAAGGAUUGAUGGAACACACAAAGAGGCUGCUGAGAGCGUUCUUUGAGCUGUCACAAACACACCGAGGAUUCGGGGAUGUGUUUUCUAUUAUUGGCGUCAGGGAACCACAACCUGCUGCUAGCGAGGCUUUUGUCAAAUUUGCAGAAGCUCAUCGCAGUAUCGAGAAAUUUGGCAUACGACUGCUGAAAACGGUGAAGCCAAUGCUGAGUGACCUGAACACUUACCUCAACAAAGCCAUUCCUGACACCAAACUCACCAUCAAAAAAUACCUCGAUGUUAAGUUUGAAUAUUUGUCAUAUUGCUUGAAGGUGAAAGAGAUGGAUGAUGAAGAAUACAGCUGCAUAGCUCUGCAGGAGCCUCUGUACCGAGUUGGCACAGGAAACUACGAAUACCGCUUAAUCCUCCGCUGUCGUCAGGAGGCCCGAGCACGUUUCGCCAAAAUGAGGAAGGAUGUUUUGGAGAAAAUUGAACUUUUGGACCAAAAACAUGUUCAGGACAUCGUGUUCCAGCUCCAACGCUUUGUCUCUGCGAUGUCCAAAUACUACGAUGAAUGUUACGCUGUCUUAAAAGAUGCUGAUGUGUUUCCCAUUGAGGUGGAUUUGACGAAAACAAUGUUGAACUACAGUCCCAAGGAUAUUUAUACCGACGCAGAGGAAGAGGAUGAGAAGGAGAAUGAGGAAAAUGGAGAGAAAUUAUUUGAUGAUGAAUAGAACUAAUUUUCCUGUCUGGACAGAAAAUUGAAACUCUUUACACAAUCAAAUCUGAAAUGUGCUGUGUAUAGUUUGAGUGAUGAACUGUUUUAUUUAUGUCUCAAAUGGAUGCAACCAUUAAUCCCCAUUAGGUCCUUACACUAAAUACAAAUGUUUUAUGGGCACGCACUUUAUUCACACCUGACCUUGUUUUAUUGUGUCCUGUUCAGCGUGUCCUUUGUGUCUGAGUCUUUAGGCAUGAGGGAUGUGCAGUUCUGUGCCUAUAUGAAGCUAACAGUAGUGACAACCCUUUGUUUCAUGUUAACCUAUUCACCAAGGGACUUGAGUUUUUGACUCAGGCAUUCCCCCACCUCAACAAGCAUCACUCACGUGGUCCUGAGGUUUUCUUUAUUCUCUUGUGGGAUGUGGGUGUCAUUGGCUGGGCCAGCAUUUAUUGCUCAUGCCCUUGAGAAGGUGGGGUAGAGAGCUGCUUUCCUGAAAAACUGCAGGCCAUGUGCUGGAAGUAGACCCACAAUUCCAGGAUUUUGACUGGAAGGAACAGCAAUAUAUUUCCAAAUCAGGAUGGUGAGUGCAGGGGAACUUGCAGG